Messenger RNA from Bufo bufo (common toad), 1951 nucleotides. RefSeq names its product potassium channel tetramerization domain containing 6 (gene KCTD6). The transcript is spliced from 5 exons. Gene Ontology annotation, molecular function: protein binding. The record is from RefSeq and is a predicted model, not a curated record. Lineage: Eukaryota; Metazoa; Chordata; Amphibia; Anura; Bufonidae. Gene Ontology annotation, biological process: protein homooligomerization. Bases 220 to 990 code for a protein of 256 amino acids.
UUCUCACGGGUUUCUUUCUGCAGGAGGAGCCGCUGGAGUAGGCCUUACUGUACACACUGUGGUGAGGAUCUCCCCGCGGAAUUACUUCUCAUCCAGCCAGACGGCGGUCAGGUGAGGGCGGGAUCCCGCCACCAGUGCGGCACUUACCUCCAGGCAUCUGCCUCCCCCCUGACGCCUUGUCGACUAUGUUUUGCAGGCGCUGGUCAGACGGAUCGGUGUAUGCAUUCCGCGGCAUUCAAGCGUCGGGUUCAUUCCAAGCAUCAGUCAUUUGAUCAAAUGGAUAAUGGAGACUGGGGAUACGUGACGACCGAUCCAGUCACGCUCAAUGUUGGGGGCCACGUGUACACGACCUCACUCUCAACACUAACUCGUUAUCCGGAUUCCAUGUUGGGUGCUAUGUUUCGGGGUGACUUCCCCACUGCUAGAGACUCCCAGGGCAAUUACUUUAUUGACCGCGACGGAUCCCUUUUCCGCUAUGUGUUGAACUUUCUACGGACAUCAGAACUUACUGUUCCCGUAGACUUCAAGGAGUUUGAUCUGCUGCGGAGAGAAGCCGAUUUUUAUCAGAUUGAACCUUUAAUACAAUGUCUUAAUGACCCCAAACCUUUAUACCCUACGGACACUUUCGAAGAAGUCGUGGAGCUGUCUAGUACAAGGAAACUGUCAAAGUAUUCCAACCCGGUGGCGGUAAUCAUCACUCAGCUUACCAUCACCACCAAGGUGCAUGCGCUGCUGGAGGGCAUCGCCAACCAUUUCACGAAAUGGAACAAGCACAUGAUGGACACCCGGGAUUGCCAGGUCUCCUUUACUUUUGGGCCGUGCGAUUACCACCAGGAGGUCUCCCUUAGAGUCCACCUUAUGGAGUACAUAACCAAGCAAGGUUUUGCCAUCCGAAACACCCGGGUCCACCACAUGAGCGAAAGGGCCAACGAGAACACCGUGGAACAUAACUGGACUUUUUGCAGACUAGCUAGGAAGACAGACGACUGAUGUAGGCACGACUGAGAUGCCUUCAGCUUUAGCUGAGCUCUCUGCGUGCUCCUGCGCACAUCCUUAUUUAUUAACAGCCACCACGACUGGAUAGUCCUGCUACCGUGACUCCUCCAUUGUUCUGUUACCCAGCACGCAUGCAUGUGCCUAUACAUGGAGCAAUAUCCAUGCUUCAACAUAGGCUUCCAAACCUUAAUGCACAUUACCCUCCUCGGUGUUGAUAUGUGAACGCUUACGUACAAGAGGCUCAGAAGAUCAUUGCUGGAGCUUCACGGACCAUCUGAAAGUUUCAGCCUCGUGUCCGUCACGAACAGCUUUCGUGAAAUGAUGCGGGACCUUGAAAAACGUUGACUUAAAAAAAAUAAGCUACAGAGAACAAAUUGUGGGAGAGACUUUGAGCACUGACGUGAGAUUUCAGAUAUGCAUUCUCUUAGUAUCAUUUAAGACUUAGAAAUCUUCAGAAGUUUACAAGCCGACUCGCCACCGCCAUCGCCAGAUACUCUCAGAUUGAAGGCAUUUCAGAAGCAUCUGGAUCGUACAUGGCUUUCCAUAAGGCUUGCAGAUAACCACUGUCUACGUAGCAUCACCUGCCGGACGCAAGCGUACGUGAUUCGGCUCAUCAGCUCGUGUGACCAUAUUGAUAUCGGCUCUUGUUAUUCUAGAAAUAUGUCUGAGCUGAUUGAAGGGGUUAAUCCAACCCCAUAAAAUGUCAAACGGACCGCUGAUAGUUAUAUAAGCUAUCCUGUGAUUCUUUCUUCGGUCCACCGACCUAUCUCUGCUUACCGAGCCCCAGUGAUCACAUCACGUGACCACCGCAGCCAAUCACUGAGGUCACUGCUGCAGGAAAGUGAUUGGCUGCGGUGGUCACACAAAUCUCUGGAGCCGGCUGGGGAUCAGAGGAGACGCAGGGUCAAGGUGCUGAGGAUUAUUCCUUUCUUAUUUUAUAUGAUUAUCAUCGCAU